ACUGUUUGGUGCUGAUGCUGCUGCCAUUUCAUCAGUUCUGUGAUCUCGCCUGCAUCUCUCCCCUUCGCUGCCCCUCCAUCUUUGAAGCGCUGGGUAUCUUUUUUUUCCGGGGGGGGGGGGCAGAACGCAAACAGGAAGGUGGAUGUUCUCUACUCUCUUGGAGGCAAACGAAACCCACCUGGUGCUAACCAGAUGUCCUUGAGAAGCAUCCCUCCUUCCUCCUGACAUAUUUCCGACGGAAAGCUUCAAGGUAACUGCCUUGCCAGGUCCUUCGCUCCCCUCUGCCUCGCAAGAAGGCCCGGACGGGCUUGGAGCAUCCGGCCUGCCUUAGGUGGAGGAUGGAGCCUCGUUUGAGGACAAUAUUCCUAAGAGCCUUCCUCCUGCAGCUCUCCAAGGACCGGUUGCCUGGCGGAUCCCUGGGGGAGCGCUGAGACAGCAGCCGGGAGGUCGUCUUGCUGAGAGCCUUUGUGGGGGCUUGGGGUAAAAACAAAAAACCAAGAACUAAACAAGAACAGCAACCCACCACCACCGAAGCCAAGGGCUUGAGAAAGAGGAGAGGAGGGGCGCGCGCGCGCGUUUUCUGUCAUUGCAAACGGCAAGACCCCUUCCUUGGCAAAAAUGAGAGGGGCGGCUCUUCGGCUGAGCGGUGUGACGGGCUGACGGUCAGAAAGGAUGCGUUGUUAUUGUCUUGCUUUAAAAAGAAAUGUGCUGCUUUGGCUCGAGGGAAGGGGAGAGAAGGCGCUUAGGUGAGGAGUCUCAGACCCCCUGACCUUUCCGUCCACUUUCAGCAGGAACAUUUGUGAAGUGUGUGUGUGUGUGUGUGUGUGUGUGUGUAGAACACCGGCAGCACCAGCCUAGGAGUCUACUCCCACGCGGCCACGUUCUGUAGGACCUGCCCCUCUUCCUCUUCCUCCGCCUCCAGAGAAGACCUCCUGCGACAAGGACCGCGUCGCUUCCCCCUUUUUCUCCCCUGCUCGCUCGUUCUCCCAGGAGACGAGAAGAAGCCGCAAAAGGGGACGGAAGAGGAACGCCGCCCAGUGGCCGGUGCGUGCGCGCCGGCGCGCUCCUCAACCAGUCCUCGCUCUCCAACGCGGCGCCCCAUCCGCCUUGCGGGCCGCCGGGAGGGCAGCCUCGAGUUGCUAGAGGUGGCGGGGGCCCCUCCUGGGUCGGGUAUGAAAGGCUUGUAUUAGGCUCGCUCCUGCUUCCCUGCGCCAGGCUUGUGCGCCUCGACGGAAGACGCUGCGCCUCCGGCAUCCGCGUGGUUGGUCUCUCCGGGGGCGAAGACGCAGCGGCGGCGGCACCGACACCACCACCACCAAGCGCCGGCUCCGGAGCUACCCCGCCUGGGGAAGGUGGAGCAUGGAGGCCAUUUGGCUCUACCAGUUCCGCCUGAUCGUCAUCGGGGACUCCACCGUGGGCAAAUCCUGCCUCAUCCGCCGCUUCACCGAAGGGCGCUUCGCCCAAGUCUCCGACCCCACCGUGGGUGUGGAUUUCUUCUCCCGCUUGGUGGAGAUAGAGCCAGGCAAAAGAAUCAAGCUGCAGAUCUGGGACACCGCCGGACAGGAGAGAUUCAGAUCAAUUACCAGAGCCUACUACAGGAACUCAGUUGGCGGUCUGCUCCUCUUUGACAUUACAAACCGCAGGUCCUUCCAGAAUGUUCACGAGUGGCUAGAGGAGACCAAAGCGCACGUCCAGCCUUACCAGAUCGUGUUCGUUUUGGUGGGCCACAAAUGCGACCUAGACACUCAGCGGCAAGUGACCCGGCACGAGGCUGAAAAACUGGCUCUUGCUUAUGGCAUGAAGUACAUUGAAACCUCCGCCCGGGAUGCCAUUAAUGUGGAGAAAGCUUUCACCGACCUGACUCGAGACAUAUAUGAGCUUGUUAAGAGAGGCGAAAUUACUAUCCAGGAGGGCUGGGAAGGGGUGAAGAGUGGGUUUGUCCCAAACGUAGUCCACUCCUCAGAAGAGGUGGUGAAAUCAGACAGGAGAUGUCUGUGCUAAUUGCUUAACGAAAGCAAGGAGAGAUUAUUGCUGAACUUUACUAACCAAAACAUACCCUGCUAUACAAACUUGUCGUGUGACAGAAGAGAAUGUGACAGUAGUAUGGCAAGUACCAAUGCCUGGUGCUUUGAACCUCUGAAGAAUAGAAUCGUGAAGGGCUGUAACCCCCUGUUAUGUAGGAAUGAACCCAGAUGCAUGCUUAUAUUGUAGGAGAUGGGGUAACGUUAAGAGCAGAAAAGAUCCGAUAGGGGUAGUAAAUAUCAGGGAAUUUUACAAACCCUGUUUUAAAUAAAUCUGUCAUUCAGUG
Messenger RNA from Podarcis raffonei (Aeolian wall lizard), 2308 nucleotides. It is a transcript of the gene RAB39B, whose product is annotated as RAB39B, member RAS oncogene family. Gene Ontology annotation, molecular function: GTP binding; GTPase activity. The transcript has 2 exons. NCBI's taxonomy places the organism in Eukaryota, Metazoa, Chordata, Lepidosauria, Squamata, Lacertidae. Bases 1360 to 2001 code for a protein of 213 amino acids. Gene Ontology annotation, biological process: Rab protein signal transduction. The record is from RefSeq and is a predicted model, not a curated record. Gene Ontology annotation, cellular component: Golgi membrane.